Messenger RNA from Aureobasidium melanogenum CBS 110374, 912 nucleotides. RefSeq lists its product as uncharacterized. The annotation marks the transcript as partial. The transcript has a single exon. Lineage: Eukaryota; Fungi; Ascomycota; Dothideomycetes; Dothideales; Saccotheciaceae. The record is from RefSeq and is a predicted model, not a curated record.
GAGCUUCCCGCUCAACUACAAGAAUUGACUCGGCUGUUCAAGGCCUUCCUCACAAGCACAUCAUUAUAUUGCGCCCACAAUGGCCUCGGCACUCCAAUGUACAUCAAUAACCUAUUACCACAUGUCACAAGGAGUUGGAAGACAAGAGCUGUAACAGAGAGCGACAUGCACACAAUCCUCGGUAUCCUUGGGAAGAACAACACCUUUGAGUUGGCAGACAACGGAGAAGGAAGCCUCUGCAUCGAGCUUCUAGAAACAAACAAUUCCACAACCGGCCACUUCAAUCAGCCCGAGCUCAUCCAAAUCUUUCAAACCCGUCUGACAGCAUUCUGGAAUCAAUGGGUGUCCUCAUCACCAACCGCCCGCUCAAACAUUCAAGGCUUCCUCUCCCAAUUGCCUACCUGCGAAAUUAUCACCAGCCAAGUCGCACCCAGCACCACCGCAAACCUCACCAAAGGCUCAGAACGCCUCCAAGACCUCAAAGCCGCUUCAAUCGCUGCACGCGCUGCAGAAGCCUCCGCUAGAAGACCUACCGUCCAAUCUUCUGACAAAUCCGCCGCUGCAGUCGCAAGCCGCGGUGCCAAUCUCCUUGACCGCAUCCUCGCCAAACAAGCCGCAAACGCCAACAAAGCAUCUGGCCCCUCCUCUGCCCAUCUCGCUCGUCUAUCUGCCAUAGAUCGCAUCGCCGACAUCGUAGAAGUCCUUGACGUCCUUGCCAAUGGCCGUGCCCGCGCAAGUUUCUCCACCAAAAUUUUGAUUUCGCAUUUGCAGAAUUCAUUGCGCAAUCCUAUUUCUGAUGAUGAGGGAGCUAAGUGUUUGGAGAUUAUGGCUAAGGAGGUUACACCGCUGUUUGUCAAGAUUGUGAGGGCGGGGAGUGUGGAUGCUGUUGUUAUCACUCGGGGUGGUAAACCU